Messenger RNA from Mercenaria mercenaria, 2814 nucleotides. RefSeq lists its product as uncharacterized. Lineage: Eukaryota; Metazoa; Mollusca; Bivalvia; Venerida; Veneridae. The coding region runs from base 54 to 2465 and encodes 803 amino acids. The transcript has 8 exons. The record is from RefSeq and is a predicted model, not a curated record.
AUCAACAUAAAAACCGUCUCAUUUCAUGCAGAAUUUAUCCUAGCAGUGAAAAGAUGGGGGACAAAUACUUCAGACUUGUGUGCUUCGUGGUGAAUAUUUGUCCUGAACCUUUAAGAGAACUUUUCAUUAAGCUUGCUAAGGAUGAUGCUGGGACUUCUUAUACGGACAUUGAUGCAUAUCUGUCACAAAAACAUCGAGAUGUGAUAAAACUGAAGAGGAAAAGAAAAAUUAGAGAUGAUCAGUAUGACUUGCUCUAUCCUAGUCACGGCAUCGCUGAUGUAAAUCAAUGGGAUGUGUCCCUGCUUAUUACAUUGAUUACGGAAAUGUUUGAUGCAAGUCAUAAGCCAAUGCAAACUUAUCUUAUAAAUGAAAUUCGCGGGAUAAGAAACCAGUUGCAGCAUCUUCCAAACACAUCAAGCAUGUCCGACGAAGACUUUGAUAUGUAUUGGGGACGCCUUGAUACAGCGACCAUGACUUUAGCUAAGGAGAUGUUUAAUGCUACACGUGAAGCAGAGUUUCGCCAGAAAAUUUGUGAUGCUAAGACUGGUCACUUACCAGAUCUUGGUGAUGCUUUACGGAUAUGGUACGAAGAAAAAAUUCGACAAAUAGCGGACACAAUUCAGGAAAUGAAAAUCAAAUUAGAUGAAGUUGGAUCCAAUACAAGGGAAGCAACGUCAAUUCUACGGAAGGUGAUUGUAGAAAAACCAGGGCCUGCAGGGGACAAAAACAAAAGAAUAAAAACUGCAGACAGCAUUCUGAUGAAACUUCAAGCAAGUUUUGAAGCGACAAUCAAGGAAUUACCAGACACUUUUAAUGCACCAUCAGAAGUUGCCGACAUCCGAACAAAGCUUAGAGAUAAUCACUGCGUGAUUGUAACCGGAAGUGACAACAGUCGUUACUUUGAAACAACUCUUGCAGCCAUAAAAGGAAUGAAUCACAAUCAUAAACGAAGUGUCGAAAUGAACAAGUCAUCGGUCUGGCGCCAUAUUGAUCCUGAAGAUGUUGAUUUGGUUCUAUGCAGAAAUCCGUUUGGAAAUUUUUCGUAUGAUGAAAACAAGGCUAAAAGUAUGGCUGAUAUAUUUAACAGUAUGAUGCAUACUACGAAAGGAGACGGUGGCAAAAGUUUAGACAUAAUCAUGAUAACAGACUCGAAGAUUCUGGCGGAAUGCAAACAAUUCCAUGAUCACGACAUCCUUGAAGACGUUGUCAAGGUGUUUGAUGAUACAAGCGAGACUCAUCCGGUAGACCUUACACCUGAGUGCAGAAAUCAGGAUGUGCACUCGACUUGUUCAGCAGUUAACAACAAUUUGAAAGUCAUGACCAGCAACUUCCUGAAGCAAUAUAGAAUCAGCAGCGGUCAAGUUGACGAAGAAAUUCUCAGAAAAACUAGGGUUAAAUUCAGGGCAAAUAAAGCAAUUGCGCUGACAGGUCCUAAGAAAUGCGGAAAGACAUCAGUAGCAGUCGCCACAGCUUCGUCUUAUGAUCCAUCACAAUGUAUACUUCUGACUGAACCAAACGAUUUUAAGACGAUUGAUUUGAAAAAUACCUGUUUGGUAAUUAUUGAUGAGUUUGCCGGAAAGUACUGUUACGAUGAGAAAGACGUGUAUAAAUGGUAUAGUAUGUUUGACCAUUUGUAUAAUGCCAUAACGGCAGGACAGAUGAACGUGAUAAUCACAUGCGAAAAAAGCAAACUUGACAAAAGUUGCGACGAGGUUUCACCACACCCUUUGCUUGAACACAGAGUAAGCAUGCCCGAACCUACCAUUGCCAUCAAACAGGAGAUACAUCAAAAUACAGAACUUGAUACAGGCCCGCUGUCACAGAUUCAGGAACAUCAAAGAGAAACACAUAACCAGGCAAGCAUUCCAUCUGCACAGAGAUUAACAGGUACACAUGUAUGGUCAGACAAGGAUAGAUAUAAGAGUAUCAUUCGAGUAAAUGGUGAGAGAUAUAGAUGUGUUGUCGAAGGUUGUUGCCUUUUACCUUCUGGAGAGAUUCUGUUAGCAGACAGCGGUAACGACAGACUGAAGAAACUCGACGCCAGGUACCAGGUGAUCAGUGUGUGUGAUAUGCCUGCAUAUCCCAAUGAUGUGUGUUAUAUCGGUAACAAUACAGCUGUAGUAGCACUAACCUCCAAUAAACUGCAGUUUGUGGAUAUUAUGGGAGGUAUAACACUUACCAAGUUUGUUAAUACAGAUCAUUCUUGUAUGGGACUGGCCUAUCGUAAUAACCAGUUAUAUGUUGUCGGUGACAGUUCCGUGUAUAUAUAUAGUAAAGAUGGUAAAAAGGAGAGUAUUCUAUAUACUCAUCAGUCUCGUUAUACCUCCUUCCAAAAUAUUGCACUAAGUGAUGAUGGUAGUUUGAUAUACAUCUCAAACAUUAAAAAUGAGCUAGUAACCAUUAACAGUUCAGGAAAACACCUGUACACAUUUACUGAUUCAGAGCUCGAUGUGGAGUUUGUGUAGAUGGUGAAGGUCAUGUCUUUGUAUCUUGCGUUUUCUCAAACAAGAUAAUACAACUUAGUUCUGAUGGUAAGAUGAAACUGGGAAUCAUAUCAGAUUGCUCUGAUGACACAUGCCUGACAAGAACAUUGUGUUUUGAUAAGGACAAUACAGCUUUGGUAGCAGCUGGUGGUGAUGAUAAUAUCCAUGUUUUAAAACUACAGUGAUAAUACAUAUCUAUUAGUUGACUGUUAAAUAUAUACAACAAAUAAAAUCAUUAACUUGAAAGUAAUGUUUAAAACAUUUUUGUGCAGUUUAAUUUUGAUUUUGCCUCCUUUCUUGUCUAACAAACUUAUAAAGAUACGUGUACGUA